CCUCAGAAAAUAUCCCCCUCCAGUUAGUGACAGAUGAGACGAGGUGGUGUGGAGGUUUAUUUACAGCCAAGUAAAAUAGUUUACUGCGAUCUGGUGCGUUCAAAAUUCACUCACGGCACAUCAGCGUUUUCCCAAAUAUAUUCCUUGAAAUUGAAUUAACUUCUAUACCUAUCAGUCAAGCCCCAAGCCCACACGUGCCCGUUAUUUAUUAUGGACCUCUGUUGCGUUCAUAUGCAGCUCGUAAAUUAUACUCUCUCGAUUAAAUCACAUUUCUUUCGUUUUAUGUUAUCUUUACAGAUUCUGACGCAUUUUUGUAUUUACAUAUGCAUAAUUUAUAGACACGGGGCACGUAUAUGAAUAUUUUGUCCAGUGACGUGGAUAAAAGCGCAAACUAUCGAGAAGCAGGUGGCGUCCACUGUCGUCGUGGCUAGAUGUCCAGCGUUUCCCACGACGCCUGAAGGCAGCAAAACUUCUGACACAUGCGAAGUCGGUGACCUCGCCGGAGCCGCAGGCAGUCCACACGGCUCAAAGAGAGACCACCACCAGCCAAGCACAGUUGUCCGCUGUCUUCUUCUUCUUCUCCUUCUGCCAGACAGAGCCAGGCAGCCAGAGACAGAGCGGGUUUGAGGCUGUCGUCCGCCGCAGCCAUGCACUGUCUGAGAGCGCUGCGUCUGUCAAACUCAGCACAGCUGAUCGUGAAAAGUACAGACGCCGCGAAGACGGGUUUCGUCAUCCAGCCAGCAUGCUGGCCGGCCACAAAAUCCUCAAGCGCGUCCCAGCGACGAGCUACACACUCGGAUCCUUUACAUCUCAAAGUAAAUGUUCCCCCGAAGCCCCCCAGUUCCGGAGUGGAAAACAUGCUUUUCUACACCAUCACAGAUGGGAAGGAGCAAAUCCCCGUCUCACACUUCAUCUCAGCGCUGAAAAAAACUGGCCUCCAUCCGUCAGACCCUCGCCUGAAGGAGGGCAUGGAGAAACUUCGGGCGGCCGUGAGGGAAUCUGUCGGCGAGGUGAUGAUGGACAGAGACCUUUUCCAUAGAUGUGUCGGUGGAAACGUUGUCCUUCUGAUCCAGGCCUUCAGAAAGAAGUUCAUCAUCCCAGAGUUUGACGUGUUUGCGCGGAAAAUAAAUAAAAUCUACAAAACCGUGGAAAACCAAAGUGAUGGGAAGGUUGCAGAUUACAUCCCUCAGCUGGCCAAGUUUAACCCAGAAUUGUGGGGUGUGUCGCUGUGUACGGUUGAUGGUCAGAGACACUCAGUUGGUGACACCAAACAGCCGUUUUGCCUGCAGUCAUGCGUAAAGCCCCUGCAGUAUGCCUUCGCCGUCCAUGAGGCAGGAACAGAGAAGGUCCACCGUUACGUUGGCAAGGAGCCCAGUGGACUCAAGUUUAACAUGCUCUCACUUGACGACGAAGAUAAGCCGCACAACCCCAUGGUGAACGCCGGAGCCAUAGUGGUCAGCUCUCUUAUCAAGCCUCGCACAAAUAAGGCAGAGAAGUUCGACUAUUUUAUGGAGUUUGUUAAAAAGAUGGCCGGCCAAGAAUACGUAGGAUUCAGCAACGCCACGUUCCAGUCUGAAAAAGAAACGGGCGACAGAAAUUUUGCCAUCGGAUACUACAUGAAAGAGAAGAAGUGCUUUCCGCCGGGAGCAGACAUGAUCGAUGCCCUCGACUUCUACUUCCAGCUAUGCUCCAUCGAGGUGACCUGCGAGUCCGGCAGCAUCAUGGCCGCCACUCUGGCCAACGGAGGGAUCUGUCCAAUCACAGGGGAGCUUGUCCUGAGCGCCGAGGCCGUGCGAAACACCCUGAGCCUCAUGCACUCGUGCGGCAUGUACGACUUCUCCGGCCAGAUGGCUUUCCACGUGGGUCUGCCUGCAAAAUCGGGGGUGUCCGGUGCGAUACUUCUGGUGAUCCCCAACGUCAUGGGAGUGAUGUGUUGGUCUCCUCCGCUGGACAGAGUUGGAAACAGCGUCCGGGGAAUUCACUUCUGUCAGGAGCUCGUGUCACUGUUCAACUUCCAUAAUUAUGACAACCUGAGGCACUUUGUAAAGAAGCAGGACCCCCGCAGGCUGGAUGGAGAUGACAGGAACAAGUCCGUUUUCAACUUGAUGUUCGCUGCCUACAGUGGAGACGUGUCGGCCCUGAGAAGAUUUGCACUUUCGUCCAUGGACAUGGGUCGGAAAGACUACGACUCCCGAACAGCGUUACACAUCGCUGCAGCAGAGGGUCAUGUAGAUGUGGUGAAGUUCCUCACUGAAACCUGCAAAGUUGACCCGUUCGUAGAAGACAGGUGGGGGAACCUGCCGGUGGACGAUGCCAUGCAGUUUGGACACGAAGAGGUGGUGAAGAUGCUCAAAGAUUACCAGCAGGACUGCAAGCGCCUAGAAAAGCCGGGCGGCAGAGCUGAGCACCCCCCGAAGCUGGACACCAUCGAGGGCAUGGUGUGAUGCCUCUGAAGAGAAUCCUCGAAACUGAAACAAGUCAGGGCAGUCUGUCAAAUUUACAAAUGUGAAGGUUCUUUCGUAGCACAGGCAAUGAACGGCAUUCGGAACAGGAUUCGACAAAGCACACUGCUGCAAAUCCAAAGACCAGUGGCAAGAGAAAAAAAAAGACAGAUAGAAUAUAAAGCACGGAAUAAUAUAUUAGUCAAUAAGAAGAAAUACAAUAACACAAAGGUGUUAUUAUUAUCUCCAAAUUUUAAAUGACAUUAAUACAUUAGUGGCCUCUUCGCCGUGGUCAUGAUCCGUAAGAACCUUUUAUGUUUAUAUGGAGUCACAUAUUUUCUUAUUAUAUAUAUUUGUGCCUUGAGGAAAUAAAACGAUUCGCUAUGUUUUGGAGCCUCUUUGGCAGUUAUUGCGUGAGCUACAUCGUUCAGCUGUAAAUAAUCGCACUCAUGUAUUUAUACGCUCUUUUACCGCAUAAACACAGAAUUCCAAAAAGUGAUUCAUGUGGAUUAUUUUAACGGAGACUUAAUCAAUUAAACAUGCUUUAUCUGC
Molecule: messenger RNA, 2993 nt
Organism: Mugil cephalus (flathead mullet)
Lineage: Eukaryota; Metazoa; Chordata; Actinopteri; Mugiliformes; Mugilidae
Gene: gls2b
Product: glutaminase 2b (liver, mitochondrial)
Exons: 18
Coding region: 648-2444 (598 amino acids)
Biological process (GO): L-glutamine catabolic process
Molecular function (GO): protein binding; glutaminase activity
Source: RefSeq, a predicted model, not a curated record